Messenger RNA from Rosa rugosa (rugosa rose), 1900 nucleotides. RefSeq lists its product as uncharacterized. The transcript is spliced from 16 exons. Lineage: Eukaryota; Viridiplantae; Streptophyta; Magnoliopsida; Rosales; Rosaceae. The record is from RefSeq and is a predicted model, not a curated record. Bases 562 to 1776 code for a protein of 404 amino acids.
GAGAAAGAGAGAGAGAGAGAGAGAGAUGCAACAGUGUGAUUCCCCUUGUAGUUUUUAUAUAACAAUGAUGGACCAGGAGACACGAAGCGAACCCUUCCUGUUGCGUGUCUGAUACAGUGAGCGACACUCGUCGUCGGCGGGAAGCCCAUCAACACCCCCACAGCCCAAUAGGCCAAUACCUCUCUCUUCUCUUCUCUUCUCUCCCAGCUUACCUUAAAACCAGGCGAGUCUCUCUCUUAAUCCAAUCUGAUUCGGACUUUGGCUUCCCCUUGCUGAUUUUGCCCGAAUCGUACGGACAUUGUUUCUGGGUCUCUUGUCCUAGUCACUGUUGUCUCUCUGUCUCUGGCCCUUCUCUGUUUUCUCCUUCUAUCUCAUCAGCUCAGCUGCAACACUGUUCGAGUUUUCCGGCCUUAUUAUUUCGGUGAUUUGAUUUGAUCUUGGUCUAGUAUCCCUGCUGAUUAUUGGGUCCCGGAGUUUCCAGAGAAGAAGAACCGUUACAAGUUUCUCUGCUUUUUGUUUUUCCGGUUUGUCAUGUAGAGAAAGUAGAAGGUUUUGAUAUCUAUGAAGACACCAACCUCUUGGAUAUGGGUGUUCAAGAAGAAGAACAGCUUCUCUGAUGGGGGAAAAAGCGGAGGAUUAAAGAUGAAGCAGGUGUCGUUUAUGGGAGUUGUGUGUACAGUAAUGUUGUUCAUCGUGUAUAGAACCACCAAUUACCAAUAUCAGGCUUAUAAGGAGACAGAGAUGGAAGAAAGAAUGCAUCCCUUUAAUCAGGAAAUUCUUUUGAGUUCCAGAAAAUUGGAUGGUUUACCUCGUGGCAUAAUACAAGCUAGGUCGGAUUUAGAACUGAGGCCUUUAUGGCUGACUAGUUCAAAGUUAACGGUUGAUUAUAGCAAUCGCAAUUUACUGGCUAUUGCAGCUGGUAUUAAGCAGAAACAUAGUGUUGAUGAUAUUGUGCAAAAGUUUCUUCCAGAAAACUUUACGAUUAUACUAUUCCAUUAUGAUGGGAAUGUUAAAGGGUGGUGGGAUCUUGAGUGGAGUAAUCAGGCCAUACACAUAGUUGCCCACAACCAAACAAAGUGGUGGUUUGCAAAACGAUUUCUACAUCCAGAUAUUGUGUCCAUUUAUGAUUACAUAUUCCUUUGGGAUGAAGAUUUGGGGGUCAAGGAUUUUAACCCAGCAAGGUACCUUGAAAUUGUAAGAGAAGCAGGACUGGAGAUAUCUCAGCCAGCUUUGCAUCCAAAUUCAUCUGAUAUACAUCAUAGAAUUACAGUUCGUGCUAAAAAAAAGAAGUUCCAUAGAAGAGUUUAUGAUAGUAGAGGCAGUGUGAAGUGUACAGAGGAAAGUCGAGGACCACCAUGCACUGGGUUUGUGGAAGGUAUGGCUCCAGUCUUUUCAAGAUCUGCCUGGCAUUGCACUUGGCAUCUUAUACAGAAUGAUCUUGUACAUGGAUGGGGUCUGGACAUGAAGCUUGGGUAUUGUGCACAGGGGGACCGUACAAAGAAUGUUGGAGUUGUUGAUAGUGAAUUUAUUUUUCAUAAGGGUAUACAAAGUUUGGGAGGGGGUGACUCACCCGAAAAAAAGGUUUCCAAUUCUAAGAAGAAACGUAUUGUUUCAAAUCACGAUGGAAGAACCGAGAUUCGGAGGCAAUCAACGCGGGAGUUUACAAUGUUCAAAGAACGGUGGAAUCGUGCUGUAGAAGAGGACAAGAAGUGGAUUGAUCCAUUCAGAACUGACCAAAGACGGAGAAAGAAACAGCGGUUACGCAACAACCAUUGAAGCUUUUUAACUUGAGAAAAUUCUUAGUGCACCUUCUCAUACACAAUCCUCUAUACUCGAUAGUUUAGUAUGUGUAGCGUUCAUUGAACUCAAUAAUCUAUUCAUUUUUUGAACCUUCGAAAAA